AUGGAGGCGCUGUUGAUAUUGUGCUGCUUUGGCGGGCAGCCAUAUGUUGAUUUGCAUUUGGAAAAGUUUCAUUCUCACCACGUUAUUGACCCAACUGACUGGAUGGCAACAGAUAUUGCUGGUGAACUCAUCCCAAACAUUUCGGCGACAAUUCCCGGUUUGGAAAAAGUCAUAAAGGGUGGUACCCCACUGCUUGCCUGUGAUCUCUACAAUAUCUCUUUUACUUCGUCAGCCGAUCAGACGGUUUUCUCAAGAAAUAAUGGCAGUUUAGAGUGCAGGUGUCCCCCGGAAUACUCGGGCUCUUCAUGCGAGAUUCCGCCGCCGAUCGCCUUGCCGUUGAUUCAGAGUGAAAGCUACGGUUCAGCCCUUCCCGGUAGUAUGAUCCUCAUCGUGGGCGUCGUGUUGCUGUGUCUCUUUUGUGUCACAUUUUUGAUGAUGCGUGGCUGUUUCUGCGAUUGUUUUGGGCCACUCGUCUGGGGAUGUCGACGAGGCGGAGAUGAUGAAAGUGAGAAGCCAUUAGACAGAGAAUGUCUACAGAAAAUGUUGAACGAAUGUAAACGGCAUGAAGUGAGACGAGAAAUGCUGGCAAACGAGCAAGAGUAUGGUGGGGCAAAUGUGGCGACGAUUUCCGAAGGAAUGGCACAACCGUACAACACGACGAUCAUUCCACCACCAGGCCACGGUGCGCCGAGUGAUUAUACAAGACGUCCUCCCUCACCACCUCCAUCAUAUACAUCGUUGGCCGGGAGUGCCGAGCGUCUCAACGCGAUCAUCGCCUCACAAACUCGUCAUUCUACGCAGAUU
Molecule: messenger RNA, 804 nt
Organism: Mesorhabditis belari
Lineage: Eukaryota; Metazoa; Nematoda; Chromadorea; Rhabditida; Rhabditidae
Source: the annotation of a GenBank genome assembly